GAUCUAAACAGAACGUCAGUCUUCCAUAGCCCUUUUGGAUUUCUUGAUCUCCAGACAAUGCUGCUGGAUGAAUAUCAAGAGAGACUCUUCGUGGGAGGCAAGGAUCUUGUGUAUUCCCUCAGCUUAGAACGCAUCGGCAGUAACUAUAGAGAGAUACACUGGCCAAGUACAGCAGUAAAAACAGAAGAAUGCAUAAUGAAAGGAAAAGAUGCCAGUGAGUGUGCAAAUUAUGUUCGGGUUUUGCAUCACUAUAAUAGGACGCACCUUCUGACCUGCGGUACUGGAGCUUUUGACCCCCUUUGUGCCUUCAUCAGAGUUGGAUACCAUUUAGAGGAUCCCCUUUUUCACCUGGAAUCACACAGAUCUGAGAGAGGAAGGGGCAGAUGUCCUUUUGAUGCCAGCUCCUCAUUCAUCUCCACUUUAAUUGGUAGUGAAUUGUUUGCUGGACUCUACAGUGACUACUGGGGCAGAGACGCUGCCAUUUUCAGGAGCCUGGGGCGACUGGCCCAUAUCCGCACUGAACACGAUGACGAGCGCCUGUUGAAAGAACCAAAAUUUGUAGGUUCGUACAUGAUCCCUGACAAUGAAGACCGAGAUGACAACAAAGUGUAUUUCUUUUUUACGGAGAAGGCCCUGGAGGCAGAAAACAAUGCCCAGGCAAUUUACACCAGAGUGGGGCGACUCUGCGUGAACGAUGUAGGAGGACAGAGAAUCCUAGUGAACAAGUGGAGUACUUUCCUGAAAGCUAGACUGGUUUGCUCAGUACCAGGAAUGAAUGGAAUUGAUACGUAUUUUGAUGAAUUAGAGGAUGUUUUUUUGCUGCAUACCAGAGAUCAUAAGAACCCAGUGAUAUUUGGACUCUUCAACACUACCAGUAAUAUAUUUAGAGGGCAUGCUAUAUGUGUCUAUCACAUGUCCAGUAUCCGGGCAGCCUUUAAUGGACCAUAUGCACAUAAGGAAGGACCUGAAUACCACUGGUCACUCUAUGAAGGAAAAGUCCCUUAUCCAAGACCUGGUUCUUGUGCCAGCAAGGUGAAUGGAGGGAGGUACGGAACCACCAAAGACUACCCCGAUGAUGCCAUCAGAUUUGCCAGAAGCCAUCCACUUAUGCACCAGCCCAUAAAACCUGCCCAUAAAAAACCAAUACUGGUGAAAACAGAUGGAAAGUAUAACCUGAAACAAAUAGCAGUGGAUCGAGUGGAAGCCGAGGAUGGCCAAUAUGAUGUCUUGUUCAUUGGGACAGAUAAUGGAAUUGUGCUGAAAGUAAUCACGAUUUACAACCAAGAAACAGAAUCAAUGGAAGAAGUAAUUCUAGAAGAACUUCAGAUAUUCAAGGAUCCAGUUCCGAUUAUUUCUAUGGAGAUUUCAUCAAAGAGACAACAGCUCUAUAUUGGAUCUGCUUUUGCCGUGGCCCAAGUCAGAUUCCAUCAGUGUGACAUGUAUGGAACUGCUUGUGCAGACUGCUGCCUGGCUCGAGACCCUUACUGCGCCUGGGAUGGCAUAUCCUGCUCCCGGUAUUACCCAACAGGCACACAUGCAAAACGGCGGUUCCGCAGACAAGAUGUUCGGCAUGGAAAUGCAGCUCAGCAGUGCUUUGGACAGCAGUUUGUCGGGGAUGUUUUGGAUAAGACUGAGGAGCGAUUGGCCUAUGGCGUAGAGAACAACAGUACUUUGCUGGAAUGUACCCCGCGAUCUUUACAAGCAAAAGUUAUCUGGUUUGUGCAGAAAGGACACGACACAAGAAGAGAGGAGGUGAAGACAGAUGACAGAAUGGUUAAGAUGGACCUCGGUUUACUCUUCCUGAGGGUACGCAAAGUGGACGCUGGGACCUAUUUUUGCCAGACAGUAGAACACAGUUUCGUCCAUACAAUCCGUAAAAUCACCCUGGAGGUUGUGGAAGAGGAGAGAGUGGAGGAAAUGUUUACCAAAGACUACGAAGAGGACGGGCCUCACAAGACGCCUUGUCCUGUUCAGAGCAGCAUCCCACAUGGGACCAAACCCUGGUACAAGGAAUUCUUGCAGCUGAUUGGUUAUAGCAACUUCCAGAGAGUAGAAGAAUACUGUGAAAAGGUAUGGUGCACGGAUAAAAAGAGAAAAAAGCUUAAAAUGUCCCCUUCCAAGUGGAAGUAUGCCAACCCACAGGAAAAAAAGCUCCGUCCCAAAGCAGAGCAUUAUCGCCUGCCUAGGCAUGUGCUGGACUCCUGAUGGGGCGAAACCAGCUACUGGCUUCUGAAGAAUUUAUAUUUAGAAACCAAAAAAAAAAAAGCGAAAGAGAAACCAUCCACCUUCUUUGCAUUACUUAAAAGAGAUUUCUGUAAUACAGAAAGGACUAUAAAGGUGUUAUGAUAAAUUAUUCUAUAUACUCAUUUGA
Messenger RNA from Lagenorhynchus albirostris (white-beaked dolphin), 2371 nucleotides. RefSeq names its product semaphorin 3E (gene SEMA3E). The record is from RefSeq and is a predicted model, not a curated record. Bases 58 to 2205 code for a protein of 715 amino acids. The transcript has 16 exons. NCBI's taxonomy places the organism in Eukaryota, Metazoa, Chordata, Mammalia, Artiodactyla, Delphinidae. Gene Ontology annotation, biological process: negative regulation of axon extension involved in axon guidance; negative chemotaxis; positive regulation of cell migration. Gene Ontology annotation, molecular function: chemorepellent activity; semaphorin receptor binding.